GCCGGGACCAGUGAAAACUACAAGUCCUGGCGGCUGCUCAGUCUGCAAGUCGGUAGUACCUGGUUGGCGGGGCACAUUGGAUACCUCCUUGUGUGUGUGGGGGGAGUGGCAUUACGAUAACUGUGAAUUCAUUGGGCCCCUCACUAGAGGGAAAUUGUCAACGGCAGCAUGACAGCCCCGUUAAGUUCCACUGACAGCAGCGACUGUUCUUUUAUCUAUGCAAAUACAAAGAUAAGAGACGCAGCUUAAAACGAAAUGGGAAAAGUGACGUUGCUCACCGGAAUGCUGAAACGUUAUUUCAUCUUUGUGCCCGUCACGGACAGCAUGAGUGCAAGGCACUUUCUGGUACUUUUUCUCUCUUCAUUCGUACUUUGCUGGGAUAUGCAAACCCAGUUGACAGGUGUCUUAGAUGACUGCUUUUGUGACAUAGAAAGCAUUGAUGUUUUCAACAAUUUCAAGAUCUUUCCCAAGAUGCGGCAACUUAUAGAAAGGGAUUACUUUCGAUAUUAUAAAGUGAACCUGAAGAGACCAUGCCCCUUCUGGCCAGAUGAUGGGCAUUGCUCUAUUAAGGACUGCCAUGUAGAGCCUUGCCCUGAGAGCAAAGUUCCAGUUGGAAUCAAAGCUGGGAAUUAUAAUAAAUAUUCAGAGGCUGCAAACAAAAUGAAGGAGAUGGAAGACUGUGUGCAAGCAAAUCAACUGGGGGCUAUAAACAGCACACUGAGCAAUCAAACUAAAGAAGCUUUUGUAGACUGGGCAAGACAUGAUGAUGCACAAGACCAUUUUUGUGAACUUGAUGAUGAGACUUCUCCUAAUGCAGAGUAUGUAGACCUCCUUUUAAACCCUGAGCGAUAUACUGGUUAUAAGGGAUCAUCAGCUUGGAGAGUGUGGAACAGCAUAUAUGAAGAAAACUGCUUCAAGCCAAGAUCCGUUUACCGGCCCUUAAACCCAUUGGCUCCAGGCAGAGGUGGUGAAGAUGAUGCAGGAGAGGGAUUCUACAAAUGGUUAGAAGGUUUGUGCCUUGAGAAAAGAGUCUUUUACAGACUGAUAUCCGGCCUUCAUACAAGCAUUAACAUACACCUUUGUGCUCAGCAUUUAAAUAUUGAGGUUUUUGGGAAAGCAAAAUGGGGACCAAAUGUAAAAGAGUUUCAGCAUCGCUUUAUUGAAACCAAGGGAGAGGGGACAAGACGGCUGAAGAACUUGUACUUCCUUUUCUUGAUUGAAUUGCGGGCUUUGUCAAAGGUGGCGUCCUACUUUGAGCGUUCCAUUGUGGACCUUUAUACUGGAAACAGCCAAGAAGAUGCUGUUACAAAGGAGCUGCUUUUACAAGUGCUUAAUGAAGCAAAAGCAUUUCCAAUGCACUUUGAUGAAAAGUCCAUGUUUGCUGGACACAAAAUGGAAGCAAAAUCUCUAAAGGAAGAGUUCAGGCUUCAUUUUAAGAACAUAUCGCGCAUAAUGGACUGUGUUGGCUGCAGCAAGUGUCGUUUAUGGGGCAAACUUCAGACUCAAGGACUAGGAACAGCCCUGAAAAUUUUGUUUUCAGAAAAAGAGAUAAAAAAUCUUCCAGAGAACAGCCCCUCUAAAGGCUUCCAGCUCACUCGGCAAGAAGUAGUUGCCCUUUUAAACGCUUUUGCAAGGCUUUCUACGAGUAUAAAAGAGCUUCAUAACUUCAGAAAUCUUAUUCAGAAUAAGAGGUAACCCCAAUUUCUAGCCACAGAGUGGCACCUGCCCUAAGGACGCUGCAAUUGUCUGUUUUAAUUCUGGUGCUGACCCAGAAUGAGACCACAUCUUCAGGGACUUCAAGAUUCAAGCCUGGAAAAGCUUGGAGAAUAGCUUUGUUUUUCCUUAAGCUGUACUCACUUUUUAAUCCUCUGACAGCAAAACUGUAGAAAUGGCGGUGUUUACACUGGAGAAAGUUCAAAGUGCAGGCUCUUCCUAGCAGCUUUAUUUUUAGGCUUUGGAUCCAUUGGUGCAAUUUCUUUCUUUUCUUUUCGUUAAACGUUUAUGCAACUUGAACUCUUUGAAUUUUGGCUUGGUUUCCCACAGCUUUGCAAAAAACUUGGUGACAGUUCUAAGUAGUGUUAUUUUGAAUUGCAUACAGUAUGGCAAUGUAGAAGUGGCUUUUUUUUUUACUUGAACAUUUUUGUUUACUUAACACAGCAUUUAUAACCAUGAAUUCCCUAUGAGUUUUAGAUUUGGUUUAUGUUUUGUCAUUUUGUUUUGCAAAUUUUGCAAAGCUGGUUGUAAGUUUCUCAAUUGACAUUCCUUAGGGUGGAACAAAGGGAGCAAAAGUUAAAACAAGCUUCCUUUAUUUAGGUUCUAUUUAUUCAGUGCCCCUGUCACAAAGCCAACCCGGAAUGCUGCACAAAAAUUCAAACUUAAAAAAGGAAAACACACUUUACAAAAAUAAUAAAUAGUUCUAGUAAUUUGAUUUCAGUUCAAGUAUGCCAGCCUAACUAUGCCUAAAUACACAAAAGAAUGAAGUAAUAGGCUUAUCCUGCUUAAUUUCACCUCCUUUAAGGGUGAUGAUGUUUUGUAUGUUGUGUUCAUAGUGAUGCUUUGAACCUGAAGCAGCUGUCAUUCAGUCCAGAAGCACCAAACUCCCAGCUUUAACUUCCCAGUUAACAGUUGUCACAAGAAUUGGAAAGAAUCAAAGCCAAACCUGUCUGAACACUUGAACCAGAGUUUAACUCUAGGUAGCCUGUUUGUCUGCACCAAUCUGUGUCAUCCAUCUAAAGUCCAUGCCACUUUACACGACUUUUCCACCGAUUUUCAUUCAUACUUAGCGACUUGUCACGCACUCUUACGUACCCAGCGACUCUCUCCAACUAGUCCACAAUUCACCCUUACAAAAUCAAAGAGUACUACAAUGAGUAUAACGCAACUGCAAGGAAUGAGACACAGGGGGGUUUGGACCUUGCAGACACAAGAGAGGCUCAACUGUCUAAUGUCUUGUGUUUUCUAAAACACGACAUAAAGGAAAACAAAAAAAAAAGUGCCACGAUUGCAGGAAAUCUCGCAGUACGUGCAACCUUAUUGGCUGUCAGAAAAGGGGGAGAGCUUGUGAUAUUUUGGAAAUGUGAAUCUCUGUCAUCAUCAGUCCUGUAAUUUGACAUACCUUGUGAUAUCUUGUUGUUUGUUAUUAUGACAAUCUCAGGCAAAGAGGACAGAAACUGCAUUCGUCAUGUUUGACAUCCCUUCUGACUAGAUAGAUAGAUAGAUACUUUAUUAAUCCCAAUGGGAAAUUCACAUAAGUGAUCAAUAAAUAAACAUAGAAAAAUAAAAGUAGAAAAGUACACAUACAUAUACAGUCAUACACAGAGCUGCUGAAAAGGCUGCCACUCACGGCGGCGCCGGAUGCACAUUUCAAUAUUGACUAUAUUGACUUAAGAUGAUGAAGUUAGAUAACUCGCCAAGGCAGUCGUUAACUCUGAGGUCAAAUGAAUAAACCCAGAACCACUACUCCCUUAAACUGAUUUCAGUUGAGAAGAAAAGCAGUCUUGGCAUGUAAAAUCAAAGAUGUGUAGAUAAACAUCGACUAGAUGGAGAGCAGUCACCCUGAUGAGCAAGACCCUGUAAGUCUGAUGAUGAACUGGCAGUGUAGCCAAGUGCUUGCACCAUCCUACGUUAUUAUCCUUGUUUAAUCGGUAACAUAGCAUUCCUACAGAAUGGUAACCGAGGAACCAUCUAAUAGUGGGAUUAGAAACUCCUCUUGUGGGUUUCUGGUCCAGCUUUCAAGCAAACAGACAGGAAUGGUGUCCCAGAAAUAUUCAAAUGUUUGUUUGCAUGGCUCGGCUGAAUUUCAGCCUAUUUCCUUGAGAGAAUUUUAUAAGCCUGCAAAUCCUGCUGAUGAAGGCUGCGCUUUCUAGUGGUCACUGAUGAGAAUUUGCUCAGACUGACGCUCCUACUCUCUCUCCCAUCCUGUCCUGGAUGAUACAGCAAAGGUGAAACACAAACCUGAGUCGGAGGUGCCAGUUCUGUCAGCUAGCUUAAAACAAUGCCAGCCACUGACAGACGUGCACACUGCAUCUCUUCUCAGCCUGCCUGCUAAUUACACUUGUACCAAAAGCUUCCUCUUCACUGCUAUGGAGAACAUCAUUUUAAAUUUAAUAACUGCAUAACAUAUGUCAGGUCUUAGAUUGUUAGCGUACAGUAAAUCAUAGAACGACCUCCACCUUUCUCAUCAAGGAACGUGGCGAGUCAGGAAAACACAAAACUUACAAAUCUGGAGCACAAAGCCUGCACAAAGUGAACAGUUGUGUGUCCAUGCUGGUGAGCUCUCCCCGGGUAGUACUGCUGUCACUUUCUCCACGUUGUCCAAUGUUUGCCUUUUUAUGAUCUUCUAAUUUUGUGCUCUUUCUCUUUGAGGCCUUUCAUUUAUUUUAUUUACAUGCUAGCCAAACUAUCUGGCAUUGCCUGGUGUGCCAUGCUGUUGGAUCUAAACUGGCCUGGUGCAGAUUGUACUGACAUCUACACAGCUGCUUUCUUCCAUUAACCAUUUGCGUCAAGGGACUUGAACUUUCUUUAUUCUCUCCAUUGUAAAACAUUAUACCUAUUCUUUAUCUUUGAAAGCAGAUGUUGUCUCCCUCCUUUGUGGUGUGCUAUUCAUUGCUGCUGGUACUCAACUCUGAAGCAGCCUUCCUCCAUCCAGUGCUUCGGAAUCCUUGUUUCAGGCGUGCGUUUGUUUUCUUCACACUCUGCUGCCCCAGGAGAUUUUUUUUUCUUUUUUGCAGCAAGUUGAAAGUUUGCAGAGUCUUUGACCUUUAAAGAGAACUGUAGUGAAGAAAUGGAAUGUUGGGGCAUAAAAAUAAGAAUCUCAAAUUGAAAAAACAGAGAAGCUUGAUGGCUGGCGCCAAGCGGGAUGUGCCAGCCCCGUGGAAAGUUCAAGAGCGUUGUGUGGGAGCCUCUUUAGAAUUCCUGAGCUGGCCCGGCUGACUUUUAUCAUUUUGAUAUUUUUUCACUGUGCAGCUGUUUUCAUGCAUUGGGUGGCAGAGAUGUCUGGAGCAGAAGCGUCUUAGAUUGUGGCUAGGGACUGGGGGGUGACAGAAUACCAAUAGGUGGGGUCACCUCACAUUAUAACAGGACACCUUGCCAUUCUUGGGCCAUUUGCUUUUGAAUACUUGUCAUGAGGAAAGGGACUAUCUAUCUAUCUGUGUAUAUAUAUAUAUAUAUUGCAUAGUUUACUGUCAAAUAAUGCAAAGAGUACGCAACACGUGUUUCGCCCUAAUUCUGGGCUCAUCAGGCGUAUACACUCACUCAAGGAGUUGUCCUUAAGAGCUGGGGAUGAUGGUGUCACCCUGAGCGAAUCUCUGAGCAGCGACCAUGUGGUGCAAACAGCAGCCCUGCACUCACUCGCUUGCUCAUACUGGGCCAAUGUAGAGUCACCAGUGAGCCUUACCUGGGAUAUGGGAAAAGAGCCACAAACCAGGAAAGAAUGCAUGAACUUUAAGCAGAUAGUCAACUGCUGGGAAAUUGUUCCCCAGGUCCAGCAGUAGCCCCCUUUUGUUGAAUAUGACACUUUUUUGUUCCUAAACAGUUUAGUUAAUGAGCACACUGCCUAAAAUCUUGUGUUACCAUUAAGAAUUUCCCACUUAAGAAGCAAUUAAGAGAGCGAAAUCUGAAUAAGUAAUUAUGGCAUCUUGAAGAAUGUGAUAGAGACCACUCAGCCCAGCAGGUCCAUGUGGAUGGCUGAGUUGUCCCAGUUUUUCAUGCAGAUGCUUUUAAAGGUUGUCCAGGACUCCAUUUCAGCUAGGUGGCUCGGGGGUUUGCUCCAAAAUCCCCAUGACUCUUUGCUUUCUGGGUUCAGUCCUAAAUCUAAGUACGCUUCCCCUUCAUUAUCAUAAAUGUGGUUUGGAUUAUGUCCUCACGUGGCCUCUUUUGCUGCCGACUAAAUAAGACCCUAACUCUGAGCGUGUCCCCCCCCAGUAGCCCCUGCUCUUUAGUCCCCCAGAUGCACUUUUCUUGCUCUCCUCCAAACACCAUCAAGUGCUGCUUUGUCUUUUUUUUUGUUUGUACUGUGGUGACCGGAGCUGCCCACCAUACCCCAGAUGCCCUCUCACUUGGCCAUUGUUCAGUCUGAGUGUAGCGCCUCUUGAUUUUCACUUCGCAGUUUUUAUUAGGCAGCCCCCCAGGACAACUCUUGGCCUUUUCCAGAGGCUCACCCAUCUUUGUGUUUGUAAUUCGCCUCCAUGCGGCUUUUCUCUCCCUGUCCACUUUUUCUACUUUUCAUGUCUUUUUGGAUUUUUAAGCUGUUCAGUAUCAGUACAGACAUCCAUCCAACACCAAACCCCAUUCAUGUGAUUCCUGUAUUUAGCCAGUAUUGGGUGCAAGGCGGCAGGUAGCAUGGGUUUGGGACACCACUUUUGAGCUGUCAGUUUAACUAAUGUGCACAUACAGAGAUUUGAACCCUGUACUCUUGAGCUCGCCUUUACACGUCACCAUGUUGUCCUAUGAAGCGGUAACAGCAGCACACGUUUUUCUGCAUCUUUCCAAAAAGUGACACAUUACUCUGAAUAAUAGAAAAGCAGCAGCAGCUGAGGCCGGCUGGAGGGCCGAUUAACAUGAGCAGCCACUAGAUGGCCAGUGAGCCCUUGUUGAACCAUCAUGAGGUGCACGGAGCCCAUGAGUUCCAUUUGCUGCUCACUCGUCUCUCUCUUGAUUUUAGCUGGAAAGCUGCAGUCCCAGCUUCAUUUCAUGCUUUGCUCUUUUGAGGCAUCUUAAUAACAAAGGGUUCCUGAGUGGCUUCUGUCCUUGGAGAUCUGAAAUGUGGCUGUCAAUUUGUAAGCCCCCAGUACGUACCUGGAAAUGGUAAACCGAGUGUAGCUUUUACUUCAUGAAAUGUGUGUGGCAGUUAAGGCGCCAAUGGAAACGAGAAAAAUGCUGGGGGAGUGUAAAUUUAUGAAUGGAGGGACUUGAACACACAGCCAAGCCGGGAGAGCCACACUUGUUUUUCAAAGGCACUUUUAUUCAAUUAUUCCAUGUAGGCAAAACGUUUCUGGCCAAAGAUGCAUCAAGUGUAAGGACAGAGGAGCAGCACCGCCCGGGUAGGUCAGGGGGUGCAGAGUUUGAGGGGAAAGCUUUCUGUUCUUUUGCUGCCUUACCACUGUGGGGCCACACCAGCCGGCUGACCGCGUGGCUUAUUCGUUUGUGUUUGUUUGCUGAGUGGACUUGUGGGGUUUUGAUUUAUGAACUCAUUGUGCUUUGUUGCUUUUUUUUCUUAAUUAAAAAAAAAAGAAUGAAACGCAGUUAGAGGUCCGCAGACGUGAAGCACCGUUUUCUCCCAUCGCGUGUGAAAUGCAUGGUUUGUAAGCACGCAGCUCUUUGUGCAAUCCGCUGUCUGCCUUAAGCGUCAAAGAACUUGCCUGGGACGGCAAAUCUGAUUGUAACAUUUUGCCUUCGGCAUUUUCUUCUGCAUCGGAUAUUUACUGGACGUAAACAUUCCUCUCCAAAACAAACGCCCUUCAUCACCAUUAUACUUAUAACCUUAUUCUGAUAUUAUUUGUGAGUGUUAAAAGUUUAAAUUGUAGCAAGAGCCAAACCCUGUAGCUUUGCACCAAUAAUAAUAAUUCGUCAGUUAUAUUUAUUUAAAAAAAAAAUAAACAU
Molecule: messenger RNA, 7599 nt
Organism: Erpetoichthys calabaricus (reedfish)
Lineage: Eukaryota; Metazoa; Chordata; Cladistia; Polypteriformes; Polypteridae
Gene: ero1b
Product: endoplasmic reticulum oxidoreductase 1 beta
Exons: 16
Coding region: 256-1695 (479 amino acids)
Biological process (GO): protein folding in endoplasmic reticulum
Cellular component (GO): endoplasmic reticulum membrane; endoplasmic reticulum
Molecular function (GO): FAD binding; protein-disulfide reductase activity; thiol oxidase activity
Source: RefSeq, a predicted model, not a curated record